UGUCGAGCCUGAAAUAGCGAGGCACAUUUACUAUCACGUGUUUCCGUUUGCAAAUAGAAGCGAGAACCUUUAUAACCACUUUAUGAUAACUGAAUUGGGAUAACACAGUAGCACUUUUUGCAUACAUUAUUAUGUUGUCGGUUGGAAAAUGCUUCUAUUUUGUCCAACGUGUGGAAAUGUGCUGAUCGUGGAGGAGGGUCAAAGAUGCUACAGAUUUGCUUGCAAUACAUGCCCAUAUGUUCACAACAUAACGAGAAAGGUCAAUAAUAGAAAGUACCCCAAACUGAAAGAGGUUGAUGACGUUCUCGGGGGCUCAGCUGCUUGGGAAAACGUGGACUCCACACCAGAACCUUGUCCAAAAUGUGAGCACCCAAGGGCCUAUUUUAUGCAGAUACAAACCAGAUCUGCUGAUGAACCUAUGACAACUUUCUACAAAUGCUGCAAUCCACAAUGUGGGCAUCGGUGGAGAGACUAAAUCAGGCCUCAGAAGUUUUGGCUCAGAGUAUAUGCUCACAAUAGAAUUUACCUUGCUGUUUUCAUAUACAGUUGUGCUCAAAAGUUUGCAUACCCUGGCAGAAAUUGUGAAAUUUUGGCAUUGAUUUGGAAAAUAGGACUGAUCAUGCAAAAAAACUGUCUUUUAUUUAAGGAUAGUGAUCAUAUGAAGCCAUUUAUUAUCACAUAUUUGUUUGGAUCCUUUUUAAAUCAUAAUGAUAACAGAAAUCACCCAAAUGGCCCUGAUCAAAAGUUUAAAACCCUUGAAUGUUUGGCCUUGUUACAGACACACAAAGGUUUAAAUGGCAAUUCAAGGUUAAUUUCCCACACCUGUGGCUUUUUAAAUUGCAGUUAGUGUCUGUGUAUAAAUAGUCAAUGAGUUUGUUAGCGCUCAUGUGGAUGCACUGAGCAGGCUAGAUACUGAGCCAUGAAGAGCAGAAAAGAACUGUCAAAAGACCUGCGUAACAAGGUAAUGGAACUUUAUAAAGAUGGAAAAGGAUAUAAAAUAUAUCCAAAGCCUUGAAAAUGCCAGUCAGAACUGUUCAAUCACUUAAAUGGAAAAUUCGGGGAUCUCUUGAUACCAAGCCAAGGUCAGGUAGACCAAGAAAGAUUUCAGCUACAACUUCCAGAAGAAUUGUUCGGGAUACAAAGAAAAACCCACAGGUAACCUCAGGAGAAAUACAGGCUGCUCUGGAAAAAGAUGGUGUGAUUGUUUCAAUUUAUUUAUAUGCAAUAAAUGCAACAAGUUUACAGCUAGGUUUGUCUGACCUAGCGACUGAAAAAAAAAAUUGUGCGUCAAUAACAUAACCACUCAAAGCUGGUACGGUUUGUCUUUUUUUAUUUGUUUAAAUAAUCAUAAGUCCAUAUGUUUUGUUUAACAUACACAUUUGAGAUUUCAGUUUAGCAUGGCAUCAUGUGUUGUGCCACAGGCUAUUCUCAAGGCAUCUAUCUACAGUUGCUGCAUUCCUGUAACACAAGCUUGACGUUUACUCCGUCUGGCACAGCAUCAAGUCACUUCAUGAAGCAUGUAAACCAAAGUAGUCAAGAGCAUAUUAGAUUAAAGGGAGCCAGCUUGGAUUGUGCAAUAAAAGCCCAGGAACAUGCAUAUAUUUUGACAGUAGAGUAUUUUUCAAUAAUGAAACAGAGACAUCCAUGACGUUUUUAUGUAUGUGUGGAUGAUGAAGAGGUGUCUUUUAUGACACCAGGUAGUGGCUCAUGGGAUGACAUGAAGCAGGUUUAGAUAAGGUACAUUUUCACUCCAAAAAAAAAAGAAAAUGAAGAGUUGGAUUCCCAAGUACUGGAUACUUUGGAGAAAAUAAAAACAAGGUUGCAAAAGUUAUUUUUGUAAUGCCUGGGUAUGCAUCUAUGGCAAAGGUGCAAAUACUAUGAAAAGAUACAGAGAAAGUAACUAUCUAUAACAAGACACUGAGUUUAUAUGCACAUUUACAGAGAGUGCUAAAAAAACUGUACUUGAUGAAUACUAUAAUGUAAAGACAGGGAAAGUCUGACGCUUAACUACAAUGUUGUCGGAUUGUCUACAAGAGAAACAUGAUAUAACAUCUGAAUCAUCUUACAAAAAUGGUAGAAAGCAGAGGUUUAAUGCCAUUUUCAGAUACACCAAUCAGCCACAACAUUAAAACCACCUGCCUAAUAUUGUGUAGGUCCCCCACAUGCUGCCAAA
Molecule: messenger RNA, 2173 nt
Organism: Myxocyprinus asiaticus (Chinese sucker)
Lineage: Eukaryota; Metazoa; Chordata; Actinopteri; Cypriniformes; Catostomidae
Product: DNA-directed RNA polymerase III subunit RPC10
Exons: 3
Coding region: 149-475 (108 amino acids)
Biological process (GO): termination of RNA polymerase III transcription; DNA-templated transcription
Cellular component (GO): RNA polymerase III complex
Molecular function (GO): nucleic acid binding; zinc ion binding; DNA-directed RNA polymerase activity
Source: RefSeq, a predicted model, not a curated record